CAUAAUGAGAAAAAGAGAGCAUUAUUUUAAAAAUGAUGUGUUGCCAUUCCGCGAGUUUUAGUUACUACGUUGCAAACGUCUACCGCAGACCGCAGUUGCGCUCAAGUGGGCCUCAAUACAAGAACAAAAACAAACAAUGACUACUACACAAAUGUCCGAUGAGCAGUUUCGUAUUUUGAUCGAAACAAUACGCUCUCUGGCCCCAGAACAACGCGACAAAGUAGCUGAAGAAGUCAAAUCAAAGGGAAGUUUUGCCAAUUGUCCAACAAGAUUUUCGGGACAACGAGAUCAUGAUGCUGUUGAGGUAUUCAUAGAUGCUGUGGAAACCUAUAAGGAAGUUGAACAAAUCUCCGACAAAGAUGCUUUGAAAGGCUUGUCAUUACUUUUUAAUGGUUUGGCCACCACUUGGUGGAAGGGCGUGCGAAGAGAAGCCAAAACAUGGGAUGAAGCCAUGGUCCUGCUAAGGGAGCAUUUCUCACCCACCAAGCCAGCUUAUCAAAUCUAUUUGGAGAUAUUUGAGACCAAGCAAGGUGAUAGUGAACAAAUUGACCCAUUUAUAUGUAAUAAACGUGCUUUGCUGGCCAAAUUGCCCGAGGGCCGUCAUGACGAAGAGUGCGAAUUGGAUUUUAUCUAUGGUCUGCUGAGUUUGAAAUACCGCCAACAAAUACCAAGACAUGAAAUUAAAUCAUUUCGCGACUUGCUGGAUAAGGGCAGAACUAUAGAAAGACGUCAUUAAAUCUAAGAUUUACAAUGUUACAUUAAAUUUUAAGUAUUGUGUUCAAUAUAACAAAAAAUAGUUUUUAAAUCAUUUUAUUAAUAAUGAAAAAAAAAAAUAAGAAAACGUUUCCAUUAAAAUAAAAAAAUAA
This is a messenger RNA of Stomoxys calcitrans (stable fly), 866 nucleotides long. RefSeq names its product activity-regulated cytoskeleton associated protein 2-like. The record is from RefSeq and is a predicted model, not a curated record. Lineage: Eukaryota; Metazoa; Arthropoda; Insecta; Diptera; Muscidae. The transcript has a single exon. Bases 137 to 736 code for a protein of 199 amino acids.